UAGCGGUUGUAAUGUUUGGGUUGGUUUUGUAAACACCGAAAAACCACCAAGUCCGAAUUCCGGUUGCCACUGCAGCUAAAGACCGUAUUGAAAUUUCUACUCAGAUCUUAGGAAGAAUGUGCCAAGAUCAUGAAGUGGGAUUAACAUGUUAAAUUUAACGCAGAGUACUCUAACAACCGUCUUCCGCCAAAGUGUAACCGAUCUCAGAAAAGUCAAAGUCACGGAUGUAGAGUACAUAAACAGCAGCAUAACGUAUGAUGAGUUCUUCCUGAGGUUUCUGGUUCUGAACAGGCCUUGUGUGUUUGGUCCUCACAUUACCCAAGAUUGGCGGAGUGUUAGAGAGUGGGUGACAAAAGAUGGCCGGCCAAAUUUUAACUACCUUGCUCAGAUGUUUGGAAAAACUGUUGUUCCAGUUGCUGACUGUAGAAAGGUUGAAUACUCGGCCCAACCCAAGUCAGAUAUGAAGCUCACAGAAUAUCUCAACUACUGGCAAGAUAUAAGGCAAGACCCGAACUCCAAGGAUGAAAAGUGUCUGUACUUGAAAGACUGGCAUUUUACAAAGACAUUCCCUGACUACAAUGCCUACACAACGCCUACCUAUUGUGCCUCUGAUUGGAUGAAUGAAUAUUGGGAUGUCAAAUCUAGUGGAGCUGAUGACUAUCGGUUUGUGUAUAUGGGGCCCAAAGGAUCAUGGACUCCGUUUCACGCCGACGUAUUCCGUUCUUACUCCUGGUCGGCAAACAUCUGCGGACGUAAGCGUUGGCUUCUGUUUCCUCCAGGCCAAGAAGACUACCUGAGAGACACACUCGGCAACUUGGUGUAUGAUCUGACUUCUCGUGAACUACAUGAUGAAAACAAAUAUCCACAUUACAGGGAUGCAUGUGAGCCGUUUGAGGUCAUUCAGGGUCCAGGAGAGGUCAUCUUUGUACCAAGUGGAUGGCAUCAUCAGGUUUUUAACAUUGAAGAUACAAUCUCUAUAAAUCAUAACUGGUUGAAUGGCUGCAAUGUGGACCUAACCUGGAAGUUCCUCCAACAAGAGUUGGCGUCUGUCAAGGCAUCUAUCAGUGACUGUAUAGACAUGGAUAAUUGGGAUCAACAAUGCCAGAUCAUAAUGAAAGCCAGUACGGGGAUAGAUUACUCUGAGUUCCUACAACUGCUAUGGACUGUGGCAUCAACUCGGCUUCAUCAGCUACAUCAAUUCAAGAAGUGUCACAUGGAAUCAGACAUGGCCGAUGGCAAAUGUCCUAUAGAAACCUUGCAGGUUUUGGCUCAAAAAGUAACUUUGGAAUCUCAGACUUGUGAGAGACAAUUGCAGUUUGAUGAAAUCGAGAUAGAAUCAACCACUGAACAUUCCUCAAGUGAAAGGAAGAUCUUGCCCAAUCAUCCAAAUUCAUCGCCGAGUGUACCUUGUUUAAAAACACUUGAUGUAAAUUCAACAACAGCGCCAUCUAGUGGUACAAUGUUUGCCAACAAAACCAAAGACCAACCACAGACGAUUGAAAAACACCAGAAUGCCUCACAAUCAUCAGAGCCUUCAAAUUCUGCACAAAAGUCAUUUGUUUGGCACUGGAUAUAUGACCUGCGUCGCAUCACAGAAAUUGUAACCUUGUUGCUUGAUAAUGAAGAUUUUUGCAAAAUAGAGAAAGACAAGUUAUGUACUGAUCCACAAGAGUUUCUUACGGAAAUAAUUUCUGCUUUAAAGAACACUAAGGGAUAGCAGUGCAACGAUGUUGGUAUUAGAAUAUUGGCAUCUACAUAAUUGUAUCAUACCCUUUCUUAGCAAUCAGUUCCUUCUAAAAAGAUCUAAAGAGA
This is a messenger RNA of Asterias rubens (European starfish), 1812 nucleotides long. Its product is annotated as 2-oxoglutarate and iron-dependent oxygenase JMJD4-like. NCBI's taxonomy places the organism in Eukaryota, Metazoa, Echinodermata, Asteroidea, Forcipulatida, Asteriidae. The coding region runs from base 146 to 1717 and encodes 523 amino acids. Gene Ontology annotation, cellular component: cytoplasm; nucleus. The transcript has 7 exons. Gene Ontology annotation, molecular function: histone H4R3 demethylase activity; sequence-specific DNA binding. Gene Ontology annotation, biological process: protein hydroxylation; positive regulation of translational termination; negative regulation of gene expression. The record is from RefSeq and is a predicted model, not a curated record.